GUCAUUGCCACCAGCAUCCAGUUUGACUGGCCCGACCCGCCGCUGCUCAAAGAAGCGCCGGCGUUGGUGUUUCCAGGCGCGCUUCCGGCCCACCUCAGCGAGGCAGAGAUGGCAGCAGGACUCACGCAGCCCCAAGGCGGUCUUCUCCCUCAAGGGGACGCGAGCCGAGACGAGCGAGCCGGCAUGGGCCAGACUGUGGUGCGGCUUGUGGGUUUACUCCUUCUUGCGAAGCUCCUUGGGAGCCAAAGCAGCAAGUCGGCUAUUGGCUGGGGUGCCGCAUUCUUCGUGCACUGUUCGGUUGCCUAUGUCUCGUAUUACCGGUCCCAGACAUCACGGAAGCUGAAGUGA
Molecule: messenger RNA, 348 nt
Organism: Symbiodinium necroappetens
Lineage: Eukaryota; Dinophyceae; Suessiales; Symbiodiniaceae
Source: the annotation of a GenBank genome assembly